Rhododendron vialii is the source of this 1440-nucleotide messenger RNA. Its product is annotated as hypersensitive-induced response protein 4-like. The record is from RefSeq and is a predicted model, not a curated record. The transcript is spliced from 5 exons. Bases 300 to 1175 code for a protein of 291 amino acids. NCBI's taxonomy places the organism in Eukaryota, Viridiplantae, Streptophyta, Magnoliopsida, Ericales, Ericaceae.
AUUUCGGUUUAUUUUUAGGAUUGAAACUGUUCAAGUAGUGGAUCGCGUCAAGAGGAUAAACCAUGUUGAAUAUCAUGUUGAUCGAAUGCUGAUUAGCUCAUAAUCGAAGAUGAUUUAUGUGAAAUUAUUUUUACAAAAAUAGAUUUGGUCACAGAAGAUCAAACCCAAUAUUGUUUAUGUUGAUGGCGGUUUUGUUACCACUAGUAGGUAGGAGUAUAUCUUUGCUCCGUCGGCAUCUUCUGUGAUGGUGAUGCCACAAUAUCCAACUUCCAGUUAGAGAGAGAGAGAGAGAAGAGAGGAUGGGGAACGUGUUCUGCGUGGUGUGUGGAUGCGUAGACCAAGCGAGCGUUGGUGUGGUGGAGAGGUGGGGACGCUUCGAGAAGAUCGCGGAACCUGGUUUCCACUGCUUCAACCCCCUCGCCGGCCAAUUCCUCGCCGGUAUGCUCUCCACCAGGAUCAGCUCCCUCGACGUCCGCAUCGAGACCAAAACCAAGGACAAUGUCUUUGUGCAAAUGCUUUGCUCGAUUCAGUACCGAGUAAUUAAACAAAAUGCUGAUGAUGCAUUUUACGAGUUGCAAAACCCCAAGGAACAGAUUCAAGCUUACGUCUUUGAUGUUGUCCGAGCCCAUGUUCCGAAAAUGACCCUUGAUGAACUCUUUGAGCAAAAAGGUGAUGUUGCUCAAGCUGUCUUGGAGGAACUUGAGAAGGUGAUGGGAGCAUAUGGAUACAGCAUAGAACACAUCCUGAUGGUUGAUAUAAUACCAGAUGCCUCUGUGCGCAAGGCAAUGAAUGAGAUCAAUGCAGCUCAGAGGCUUCAGCUUGCAAAUGUAUUCAAAGGCGAAGGAGAGAAAAUUCUCCAAGUGAAAAAAGCAGAAGCCGAUGCUGAAGCCAAGUACCUAGGAGGGGUUGGCAUGGCGAGGCAGAGGCAGGCAAUAACAGAUGGCUUGGGAGAGAACAUCUUGAACUUCUCUCACAAGGUUGAAGGAGCCUCUGCCAAGGACGUGAUGGAUCUCAUCAUGAUCACCCAGUACUUUGACACGAUAAAGGACCUUGGGAACUCAUCGAAGAACACCACCGUGUUUAUUCCCCACGGACCUGGUCAUGUUAGGGAUAUCAGCAACCAGAUACGCAAUGGUCUGAUGGAAGCAGCCAGUGCUAAUACCGACAUCGAAUAGAAUUCCUGAUUUUAUGAGUCAUGCCCGAAUGUGUCUUUGCUUUUAUGGCAUCUAAAUACAAGUGUGUUUUACCGUGAGUAGAUUCAAGAGGAAAACCAAGAGAAUUGAGUUGAUUUGGUAUGCUUUAUAUCAUCAUGUUUUGGUGCUUAUACUUUUGGCAAAUGAGACUCACACGAGUAUAUAAAUACGCUUUAGGGUUUGUAUAAGUUUACUUGCUGUGUGAGGUGCACUAAUGUAGAUUUCAUAACAAAUAUUUCAUGGUGCA